Molecule: messenger RNA, 2324 nt
Organism: Nothobranchius furzeri (turquoise killifish)
Lineage: Eukaryota; Metazoa; Chordata; Actinopteri; Cyprinodontiformes; Nothobranchiidae
Product: small ubiquitin-related modifier 3
Biological process (GO): protein sumoylation
Cellular component (GO): nucleus
Molecular function (GO): protein tag activity; ubiquitin-like protein ligase binding
Source: RefSeq, a predicted model, not a curated record
GCGUCUGCAGUCCCGCGAUGGACACACCACGUGAUUUAUUCCGACCAAUCACUGACCGGUAACAUCAGGCCGAGCGCGCGUCCGUUAGUGGAGAGAAGAUAGGACACCGGAGGCGGCAGGAAGACGGAUAAAGGCCGGUGACAAAGUGCUCAGAAAUCCCCAAAAAUCCAACAGAGAUGUCGGAGGAAAAGCCAAAGGAGGGAGUCAAGACGGAGAACGAUCACAUCAAUCUCAAGGUUGCAGGGCAGGAUGGGUCCGUUGUCCAGUUCAAAAUCAAAAGACACACACCGCUCAGCAAACUAAUGAAGGCGUACUGUGAACGGCAGGGUCUCUCAAUAAGACAGAUCAGGUUCAGGUUUGAUGGCCAGCCCAUUAAUGAGACGGAUACACCUGCACAGCUGGAGAUGGAAGAUGAAGACACCAUAGAUGUUUUCCAGCAGCAGACAGGCGGGCGCUGCUAAGCCCCACCCACCUCAUUGUCGACCAUGCCCUCAACCAUCUUCACCGUCUCUUUCCCCGCUUCUCCUCACAACUUUAUUAUAUCAUUAUUGAUUACUAUUAUUGUUGUUAUUUCCUCUGCUUCACAGUGCCCAUGACUCCUCAGCUGUUAAAGUCAGGACUGAACCUUCGUGUUCACGGUCCCUCUGCUGGCCAAAUGGGACUAGAUUUCCCUUCUGGUGAAGCGGGCUGUGAUUGGACCAGCAGCUUCUCAGAGUUGCUUCUGGUGGUUCAGUGAAAGCUCAGUAUCCAGUACUUUGGUUGUUAUCGAUUGGUGUUUUUUUUUUUUUUUUUGUAUUUUUUUUCCUGGUGGGCAUUAAAAACAUGUCUGCAAUGCGUAGACAUGUGCUCGCCAUUUCACUGCUUUUCUGUCAAAAUUGAACUUUAAUUGUCUUUAAUUGUAUUUCAGGAGCUUCUGCAUUAUUAUUAUUUUGUAUUUUUGACUCCCGUUUUAAAAACCGAACACCCUCGGAGCUUGUAAUAUGUUUCCUUCUGUACAGAAAUAGAACAGAUGUUAGAUUAUUGUAGUGGGGUUUAAACCAACAAUCCAAAGACGAAACAUUAGCUUCAUAUUUAACGUGUCCCUAUUAUCAAGGUUCAAACUCAUGUCUUUUGCUUUUAUUUAAGCUUGUUUUAGGUGUAUCUGCAGUACGGGAGGUUGUUGGCUCAGGCAUGAUGCUUGUUCAGGGGAUAAAGUAACUGCUACUGAGCUGCGUCCUUAGUUGGACCAAACUGGGGUUUAGCUGUGUCGGAUUCAUCCCCACAAGGAUGCGUGCAACUUUUGACCAAGAAGCAGGCCGCUUCUUCUCCUUGUGAUGAUUUUAGUGAGUGGCUCUGCCUCUGGGAGCAGCUUUGUCACAUCUGUGUUGUCGGGACACGCGGAGCGACAGGACGGCUGAUACUAGAUGUGCUCUGCAGACAAACCGCUUCCAUCGUUAUCGUUUUUCAUGCUGUACUGCUGAGAAUAACACCUUGUGGUGUGUGUAUCUAAUUCUACUUGCUUUGCUGCAGUGUUACAGUGGAGAUAUCUCAAAUGCUGUUUGGUCAGCCGGUAAACCUCUGGGAGUCGUGUGUUCUGUGCUCACAUGGCCCAUUUUUUUCCUACAAGGGUCUCGAAGUUAGCUUCAGUUUAUCCUUUUUUGGGUUGGAAACAAAAGUUCUUUUUCUUUUGGUUUUGAAAUUCGUCUGAUCUCCCUGAGCUCAAAGCUUGCAAAAAUAUGAAUUGAAGUGUAGAACUGUUUUGAGCUUAACGGUUGUCCAGUAAGGCUCUGUGUCGUGGACGGGUUCAAGGCUGCACUUCUAACAUGAAUAUUAACACAACGUCAAAAAAAAAAAAUCCUCUGUUUAAUCACUCGUAUAAGAAAAUGAAUUUUCUGUUCUGUCUUCAUCUACCUGAGCUCUGGUUUUACAUAUUCUUUAUCAAACAUUGAAUCCAGUGUCCAGUUUUUAAAUGAAUAUUUAAUACCCGCAGUUAACUAUUUAAAAUACUCGUUUUACUGUUCAGAACCCAGCUCAGUCUUAGUUCAAAAGCAUCUGGCACACUUUAGUGGCACAGAAGCGUGGUAGAUCUUUGUGCACAAACUAGUUACAAGAAGUGAUUUCAGCUUUCCUCGCUAAAAUAAGAGCACAUUCAUCAUUAUGCCUACAAAUUAGCCUUCCACGUUCUUUCAUUUUAGCAAGAGUAAUCAGGACAGAGGGGCGUUCAGAUCAACUUCACUGUUAUGUAUGAAGAACAGGGUCCAGGUCUUGUCAUGUUUCUCUACUGAAUUGUACAUUAUUUGUUGUCUUUUACUACUGUAUACAAUAAAUAUAGUUUGGUACUCAGA